Molecule: messenger RNA, 483 nt
Organism: Malaya genurostris
Lineage: Eukaryota; Metazoa; Arthropoda; Insecta; Diptera; Culicidae
Exons: 3
Coding region: 48-284 (78 amino acids)
Source: RefSeq, a predicted model, not a curated record
UUUGUCACCUGAAACCAAAUCGAAAGCCACCGGCCAUCACAACAAACAUGUUCGCCAAAGUGAUUUUCUUCGCCGUUCUGGCCAUCGCUUGCGUUGCCGGAAAACCGUUCGUACCGUUGGCCUACUCGGCAGCACCGGCACUCGUAGCAGCACCGGGAGUGGCCGCCUAUUCGGCUCCACUGGCAGCAGCCUACACUGCCAGUCCGUAUGCCGCCUUCGCAUCCUAUCCGUACGCCGCAGGAUAUGCGUACUCUGCUCUUCCCUACACUUCGCUGGUGAUCUAAAGUGGAUCGGAUGGACAGCACCCGCAGGGGCUUAGGACAUUUAAUGCCGAGCUUCGAUUCAUGUUCAACAUCAACUUCCGAUUGACUUGUUGCUUCCAGUGGUACGUGCAGUCAACUUCUGCGGAAUUCGAACCACUUAAAUUACUAGCAUUCCUAGAAUUGUGUGUACCAAACAAAAAAUAAAUUCUCGAUUUCGUAA